UCCUCCACGGCACCCGUCAGACGCGCCUCUGCAUCCGCGCACCCGGAAACUGAGCAGUGCAACAAAAGCAGCGCUUUCUGCAGGCAAUAAACACCCUCAGCAUCAUGUCGGAUAAAAGUGAGCUGAAAGCUGAGCUUGAGCGAAAGAAACAGCGCUUGGCUCAGAUAAGAGAGGAGAAGAAGAGAAAGGAAGAGGAACGCAAGAAAAAGAGUGUUUGUUUCACUCUGUUUUGUUUGUGUCAGGCUGAGCUGAAGAAGGACGCUGUUCCACUGCAGGAUGAUUCAGACCUGGAGAAAAAGCGCAGAGAGGCUGAGGCUCUGCUACAGAGUAUGGGCAUCACAUCAGACGUACCUGUGGUUCCUACACCCAUGUCUCCCACGGCCAAAUCUGCAGGCACUCCAAGUGAGGCAGGGAGCCAAGACUCAGGAGAUGGUGCCACUGGGCCAAGGACUCUGCACUGGGACUGUGACCCCUCUACUCUUCUGCUUCACUCUGAGCUGGGACGUGGUCCUCUGAAGUUGGCCAUGGUGAAGGUGACCCAUGUGGAUUUCCCUCCAAAAGAGGUGGUGUCCUACACCAAGGAGACACAGACGCCCACCAUGACAGAGCAGAAAGAAGAGGAAGAUGAGGAGGAAGAGACUCCAGCCCCGAAGCCUGAGGUUGAGGCAGAGAAAGAGAAACCAGAAGAGAAACAAGAUGAGGAAGCGCCCCCUCAUGAGUUAACGGAGGAGGAGAAGUUGCAGAUUCUGCACUCGGAGGACUUCAUGGAGUUUUUCGAUCACAGCACACGUAUCAUGGAGCGAGCUCUGUCUGAACACGUAGAUGUUUUCUUCGACUACAGUGGUCGUGACAUGGAGGAGAAGGAGGGUGAGAUGCAGGCUGGGGCCAAACUGUCUCUGAACCGGAAGUUUGUUGAUGAUCGCUGGUCCAAACAGCGAGUGGUGACCUGUCUGGAUUGGUCCCCACAGUAUCCAGAGUUGCUGGUUGCCUCUUACAACAACAAUGAGGAAGCCCCACAUGAGCCUGAUGGAGUGUCUUUGGUCUGGAACAUGAAAUACAAGAAGACCACACCGGAGUAUGUCUUCCACUGUCAGUCUGCGGUGAUGUCUGCAGCAUUUGCAAAGUUUCAUCCUAACCUCGUUGUCGGUGGCACUUACUCAGGACAGAUCGUCCUGUGGGACAACAGAAGUAAUAGACGCACUCCUGUCCAGAGAACGCCUCUCUCUGCCGCAGCCCACACGCACCCAGUGUACUGUGUUAAUGUGGUUGGCACACAGAACGCUCAUAACCUCAUUAGCAUCUCUACUGAUGGAAAGAUGUGCUCCUGGAGUCUGGACAUGCUGUCUCAACCACAGGACAGUAUGGAGCUGGUGUUUAAGCAGUCUAAAUCCGUUGCGGUCACCUCCAUGUCCUUCCCUCUGGGUGACGUUAAUAACUUUGUGGUGGGAAGUGAGGAUGGAUCAGUCUACACAGCCUGUCGUCAUGGCAGUCGGGCAGGUAUCAGUGAGAUGUUUGAGGGACAUCAUGGUCCAAUCACAGGCAUUCACUGUCACACGGCGGCAGGACCCGUCGAUUUUUCUCAUCUCUUCCUGACCGCCUCAUUUGAUUGGACCGUUAAACUCUGGAGCACCAAGAAUAACAAGCCGCUGUACUCGUUUGAGGAUAACUCCGAUUAUGUUUAUGAUGUCAUGUGGUCUCCGGUACAUCCCGCUCUCUUCGCCUGUGUGGACGGACUUGGACGCAUCGACCUGUGGAACCUCAACAAUGACACGGAGGUGCCCACUGCCAGCAUGUCUGUGGACGGCAGUCCUGCUCUGAACAGACUGCGCUGGUCUCAGUCGGGCAGAGAGAUCGCCGUGGGUGACUCCGAGGGACAGAUCCACAUUUACGACGUUGGCGAGCAAAUCGCAGUUCCACGGAACGACGAAUGGACCCGCUUCGUGCGGACGCUGGCGGAGAUCAACGAGAACCGAGACGAUGCCGAGGAACUGGCCGCUCAGCGCCUCGCCGCUUGAUCGUCAUGGAAACUAGAUCUCAGAAAGCUGUAAUCACAUCUCUCUUUGGAAAUGAAAUGAUUUGUGUGUGCAAACCUUUGAUUCUGCCUUUUGUUUGGAAUAAAAACAUGAAACGUGGACCGUAGGUGCAAUUCAUAGCGCGAGAGCAGAAGGCCGUCAGCUCACGACCAGAAGCCUUAACAUUUGCAUGCAAAAAACAAAACCACAGUGAAUGUUUCUAUUUCUAUCCAGGUAUCUCUGAACGUGCUGAACUCACAGCUUAUUAUGCACAGCCAAAUAUGAAUCUCAGUAAACCUGUCUGCAUCUCCAAAAUUGGAAAAAAAAAAAAAAGAUGUUUUUUUUGUAUUAUUUAUAUGG
Labeo rohita (rohu) is the source of this 2372-nucleotide messenger RNA. It is a transcript of the gene dync1i2a, whose product is annotated as dynein, cytoplasmic 1, intermediate chain 2a. The coding region runs from base 105 to 2015 and encodes 636 amino acids. The transcript has 17 exons. Gene Ontology annotation, cellular component: cytoplasmic dynein complex. The record is from RefSeq and is a predicted model, not a curated record. NCBI's taxonomy places the organism in Eukaryota, Metazoa, Chordata, Actinopteri, Cypriniformes, Cyprinidae. Gene Ontology annotation, biological process: transport along microtubule. Gene Ontology annotation, molecular function: dynein heavy chain binding; dynein light chain binding.